AGGCAAGAGCUUGGCCAAUCAGAGGGUGAAGCAUUAGCUGAGCCAUUCUGAGUUUGCGUAGAGUAAGGGACGUAGCUGGGAGGUCUCCACGUGUGGCUGUUGAGGAGCAGCAGCACAAUGGGGCGCAAACUUGAUCCAACACGGAAGGAGAAACGUGGCCCAGGACGCAAAGCCCGUAAACAGAAGGGGGCAGAAGUAGAGUUAGCCAAAUUCCUCCCACUUGCAAAUAAUAACGUUAAGAAAAAAUUAUCCAGUCAUGGGCGAAAGAGAGCUGCAAAGAGACGAACAGGGCCAGGAAAACUUCAAACUGAGACGAAUCUGCUUCUGGUGAAGAAGGCAGGAGCUGCUGAGCAGCCAUCACCACAGAAGAGGAAAGACCCCACAGGGUUAAAGGAAAAAGCUUUCCAUCACCACCAUCAGCCUGGCUUCAGCGAUGAUAAUUCAGGAUGGCUGACUCCUGUGACUAAGCAUGCAAAGUUUGAGGAGAAAGAUGAUGAGCAUAAGGAGCUCAGUGACAGCGAGGGGGAUGAGGACUCCUGGGAGAAUGAGGAGGACAAUGGGAGCAAUGAGGAGAUAGUAGAUGAUUAUGGUGCCUCAUCCUCUGAGGAACAGGAGCUGUUGCCCAUUGAACAAGCUGCCCGAAAGGACAAGUCUGACAGCGAGGAUGACAGUGAAGAUGAAAAGCAGGGAAGCAGACCAAGCUUGGGACAGAAGGAAGAGGAGGACACGGACCUGCAGCUCAAUGUGGAUAUAGAUGAGGAGUUCGUGUUGCCCAGCAGUGAGGAGAUUCAGAAAGAGACUGUUGGGCCACCUGAUCUGCAUGUCAUUCAUCAACGCAUCAAGGACAACAUGGAAGUGCUGAAGGACUUCCGGAACAAGCGGGAAGAGGGGCGUGCACGGCAAGAAUACCUUGUGCUCCUUCGCCGGGACCUUGUUGCUUACUACUCCUACAGUGAUUUUUUGCUUGAGAAGUUCAUGGAGAUCUUCCCCCUCCCUGAGCUGGUCAACUUCUUGGAAGCCAACGAGGUUCCUCGCCCCAUGACCAUUCGGACCAACACCCUAAAGACACGGCGACGGGACCUGGCACAGGCUUUGAUCAAUCGUGGAGUGAAUCUCGACCCCCUGGGGAAGUGGUCGAAAACUGGGCUUGUUAUCUACGACUCCUCCGUGCCCAUUGGUGCCACCCCAGAGUACCUGGCUGGACACUAUAUGCUGCAGGGAGCUUCUAGCCUCCUCCCCAUCAUGGCUUUGGCUCCUCAGGAGAAUGAGCGCAUUCUGGACAUGUGCUGUGCCCCUGGAGGCAAGACUAGCUACAUAGCUCAGCUGAUGAAGAACACGGGUGUGAUCUUGGCCAAUGACAGCAGUGCCGAGCGACUGCGCAGCGUGGUGGGGAACCUGCACCGCCUGGGCGUCACCAACACUGUUGUGAGCAACUGUGACGGGCGACAGUUCCCCAAGGUGCUGGGAGGGUUUGAUCGAGUCUUGCUUGAUGCCCCUUGCAGUGGCACAGGUGUGAUCUCAAAGGACCCUGCUGUCAAAACCAAUAAGGAUGAGAAGGAUAUCUUGCGCUGUGCUCACCUGCAGAAGGAGUUGAUCCUCAGUGCUAUUGAUUCAGUCAAUGCUGCCUCAGAGACGGGGGGCUACAUUGUGUACUGCACCUGCUCCAUCAUGGUGGAAGAGAAUGAGUGGGUAGUGGAUUACGCCCUGAAGAAACGCAAUGUUCGUCUGGUACCCACGGGCUUGGACUUUGGCCAGGAAGGAUUUAGCAGAUUCAAGGAUCGUCGCUUCCACCCAUCCCUCAAAUCUACACGGCGUUUCUACCCCCACACCCACAACAUGGAUGGGUUCUUUAUUGCCAAGCUCAAGAAAUUCUCCAAUGCCAUCCCCAAAGUGCAGAAAGAUGAGGAACCUGCCAUAGAACCUGCGAGCCAGGAGCCUGCUCCCAAGCCAACUUCAGAGCCGCAGCCUAAACGGAGAAAGCUUGAGGGAUCAAAAGUUGCUACGGGAAAGAAGAUGCAACGACCUGCCUCAAAGGGAAGCUCCUUACAGAAGCAGGGCAGAGCCUCAAAGGCUGUCCGGCCCUCCCCCCGGACACUGGGAACUCGGCCAAAUUCUAGGAAGAAGCACAAAAUGCAUCAGAGUGGACAGUGAUAAG
This is a messenger RNA of Alligator sinensis (Chinese alligator), 2155 nucleotides long. RefSeq names its product NOP2 nucleolar protein (gene NOP2). Bases 118 to 2151 code for a protein of 677 amino acids. Gene Ontology annotation, biological process: rRNA base methylation; maturation of LSU-rRNA. The transcript has 17 exons. NCBI's taxonomy places the organism in Eukaryota, Metazoa, Chordata, Crocodylia, Alligatoridae. Gene Ontology annotation, molecular function: RNA binding; rRNA (cytosine-C5-)-methyltransferase activity. The record is from RefSeq and is a predicted model, not a curated record. Gene Ontology annotation, cellular component: nucleolus.